This is a messenger RNA of Loxodonta africana (African savanna elephant), 1571 nucleotides long. RefSeq names its product HR upstream open reading frame (gene HRURF). The coding region runs from base 1400 to 1504 and encodes 34 amino acids. The record is from RefSeq and is a predicted model, not a curated record. Lineage: Eukaryota; Metazoa; Chordata; Mammalia; Proboscidea; Elephantidae. The transcript has 2 exons.
CAUCUCCAGGCUUCCCUUCCUCUUCCCCCUUCCCCCAGGUCCUGGGAGAAUUCUCCCUGGUAUUCCCCCUCCCCCCAUGCCCCGCCCCUGGCGUUGCCACAAGGGUGGGGGGUGGGGUAGGGGGAGGCCAGCCUCAGCUGUCUGAAGGAUGGAGGGGCUGGGGAAGUAGGGCUAGGUGCCCAGACGGCCGCGUGUGUGGGAGGGGAUGUCCUCAGAUGCCCUCCACCCGGCAGUCCCCGCUCUGACGUGGGUGCCCCCCCUCUCCCCGCCCGGAUUAGUGGCAGCUUGGCCUGACUCUCCGGGGCUCCUUCCCCCACCCCCGCCUGCUGCCUUCCCCUGGGCAGGGGGCUGCUCCACCCGAGGGGCACUGUGCUUGCCCAGGUAAGGGGCUCUGGGGACGGUUUGAGGGCAGCUGGCUCGUGAGUGCUGCUGUGCUUGUCAGCACGAGUGUGCGUAUCAGUGUGUGUGUCAGUGCGUGAGGGCUUGGUGUGGGUCCGGGGCUGGCCCACACACAUCUGGGGGUGCUGGUCAUCUUGCCUUUGUCCAUGAGUCUAGCACGGUGUCUGGGCUUUGUGUGGCUUUCUGUGUGUGUGUCUUUUGUGUGUCUCCUCAGAUCUGUUCUGUCCUGAGUCACAGAACAGCCAGCUACAAUGACUCCAUGGGCCUGUGGCAUGGGCUCUGAGGGCAGGAUGGGAGCCGGGGGCGGGUGGAGAGGGGAUCCGUGCCUUCCCCUUCCCCCACGAACCCCUGGGCAUUUCAGGGGCCUGUUCUGAGAGCCCUAGUCUAGUCCAGGGACAUUGACUUGACACAGCGGGCAUGGCAACUGGCGGUGGGGUGGGGAAGGUGGCUAUCCUGCUCCCAUGGGACAGUCCCCAUCCCUUUUGGGGAUGACAGUGACAGGCCCUCAGGACUCCCACUUUGCAGUGCCUCUUCCAGGCCCCAAGCCGCAGGACUCUCCCACAAGCUGCCGGCUGCUGAGGAGGGAGGCCAGAGGACACAAAUGGGGGACCACGAGCACACUCCAGUCAACCAUUGUCAGCCCUGAAGCCAGUCUGAGAGGUGCUGGAGGAGGAAACCGGCGGAGCAGCUUCCCUACUCAGUUGCGCGUCUGGCGAUGGCGAUCAGAGGUCCCGCUGCGCUCUCUGCCGCGCUCUCUCUCCAUUAGCCGCGCUGCGCUGUGCUGCGCCCUCGCUUGGUGCCUCUCUCCUGAGUCUCGGGAUCGGCCUCCCUUCCAGACACGACCCCCUCCCCCUGCCCCUCGGCCUUUCCCCCAACUCUGCUAUCUCCUACCGGGGGCGCGCGUUCCCCCCGGCCCGGCUCCCUCUCUCCCUCCGGGGGCACCCGCUCCCUAGCCCCGGCCCGGCACUCCCCGCGGCGCAGCACGGAGUCUCGGCGUCCCAUGGAGCAACCCACGGCCUCGGCCCAGAAGCUGGUGCGGCCGAUCCGCGCCGUGUGCCGCAUCCUGCAGAUCCCGGAGUCCGACCCCUCCAACCUGCGGUCCUAGAGUGCCCCCGCCGCCCCGGGGGAACGAGAGCGCUGAGCGGAGAAAGCGAGAGGACUCGCCUUCGCCC